Messenger RNA from Acanthosepion pharaonis, 459 nucleotides. NCBI's taxonomy places the organism in Eukaryota, Metazoa, Mollusca, Cephalopoda, Sepiida, Sepiidae. The record is from the annotation of a GenBank genome assembly.
AUGGUUAAUUGUCGUGCUGAAAGAUUACUUUUUUUUUUCUUUUCCGAUACUAGACCUAGAUGGAGCGGGUCGCAAGAGGACUCCUCCUUUUGCAACACUUACCAGGCUGUUGCUGCUCUCUUCUGGGUUCCCCCUCUAUUUUUUUUCAACAGUGUGAGUGUCAGAUCUUCUCUUUUUCUCUUAUUAGCACAGUCUUUUACUCUCACCCUCAUAUCUUUUUUUCUGUCAUUCACACUCUCACUCUUUCUCUCACGCUCAAAUCAUUAUCAUCCUCACUUUUUACCAUCAUACUGCACUCUCUUUCUCUUUCAAUAUCAGUGUAUUUCUCUAACCAACAUCCACAUUUUCUGUCCAUCAUUCUCUCAUCUUCUUUCCACCUUAUUAUCAUCUCUUUCUCUGCCUCUUCAUGAAGUUUUCAUUUUUCUCCGUUAUUCCCCCCCUCUCUCUCUCUCUCAAUGA